GGCGCAGAGCGCGGAGCCGCGGCGGGGGCAGAUGCCAGCCUGGCCCGCGGGCUCCCCGCCUCGCCCCGGCGGGGGCACCCCGCGCUCCCACCUGAGCAUGACCCCACGCCGGUCCCCGCUGGGCCACCCCGGCGUUUCCCGCUGAAGGGACCGGCUCCUUUCCGAGCUCCGCCGCUCCCCGCCUUCUCCGCCUACUCGCUGCUGAGGCUGCCGCCUCUCCCCGGAGCUCCGCCGGAGUGAUGGGCUGCAUCGGAUCCCGCACCGUGGGAAACGAGGUGAUUGCAGUAGACUGGAAGGGACUGAAAGAUGUGGACCAAAUCAAUAUGGACAGCACGAGUUCACUGCAUGGCAGCAGCUUCCAUCGACCUUCCACUGAGCAAACACGGACGGAUUUCUCCUGGGAUGGUAUCAAUAAGUUUGGGAGAAAUGUCUCCCUCAUUUUCAGUUGCACACAGAAGAAAUGCUUCAUGGAACAAGGGCUCAUGUCUUUGGAGGACUGGUGGCUGCCACCAGGAGGCUUCUCACAGCCUCUUUCUGCCUCUCCCUCUGGCAUUGCCUAAGUCAGUCCCACUCUCUCCAUGGAAGAUACGACCUCCAUCCUUCCCAAGCUGAAACGCAACUCCAAUGCUUAUGGGAUUGGGGCUUUGGCUAAAUCAUCUUUCUCUGGGAUAUCUCGCAGCAUGAAGGACCACGUGACGAAGCCGACGGCGAUGGGCCAGGGCCGCGUGGCUCACAUGAUUGAGUGGCAGGGCUGGGGCAAGGCGCACAGCCAGCAGCAGCAGCACACGCACGAGACCGCGCGCAAGGACGCCGACGCCUACUCGGACCUCAGCGACGGCGAGAAGGAGGCCCGCUUCCUCGCAGGGGUGAUGGAGCAAUUUGCUAUUUCUGAAGCAACUCUCAUGGCUUGGUCCUCCAUGGAUGGUGAGGAUGUGAGUGUAAACUCAAAUCAGGACAACCCAGCAGGCAACUACUCUGAGAACUAUCAGGAGCUGAUGGAGAGCCAAGAGCACAUGGCCCAGACGCAGUAUGACAGCUGGCCUCACUCCUACGUCUCGCAGGGCAUGUACUGCUUAGGUUCCUCCGACGCCUGGGAGGCCAGUGACCAGUCCCUCAUCGCCUCCCCAGCAACUGGCUCCUACCUAGGCCAGAAUUUCGAUGAGUCCCAGACAAACCUUCAGGAAAGCAUUUUGCUUCAGAGCAGCUUUCUCCAGCAGCAGCAGCUGCAGCAACAGCGGCAGGAGCAGAACUUCAUCCAGAGCACGGGGCUGGUCCACGUGUGGCCCCUGCAGACUGCUCAGGGUGGGGGUGGAGCUGAGUCCAGCACAUACAUGGAGGACCACAUUGAGGAUGAAGGGAACCCAAGGCUGGAGAAGGCUCCUCUCCUAAACAAGAAGCCCUCUCCAGAGGAGGAUGAUGCGGUGUGCCGGGACCUGGAAUCUUUGUCUCCUCGAGAGGAGAUGGAGCAUGCUGCACUGAGCCGCAAAGUCUCAGAUGUCACCUCCUCCGGGGUGCAGUCCUUUGAUGAGGAAGAGGGAGAAACAAACAACUGAUGCUUUCUGUGAAGUUCUCAUCAUUGCUGAACAAAGAGAGGGGUGGCAAGGAAUGCAAUUACAGGGAUUCUUCUCUCCAGCUCCCCAUAUUUCCAAGCAGACACACCUUCCAUUCCUGACAUUUAAUUAUUUUUUUAAAUGAGGAAAAUCUCAAAGUGAUUGACACAUAAAAACCUUUUCUUCCCCCUCCCCCAUGGACACAUAUUUUGGAUUUUCAUUGCUCUGGGCAACAUGUGAUGUGCUUGGAGAGAUCUGGAUUGGUAAAUAAUUUCUAAAUCUUUUUAAUACAAAGUCUUGGCUGUGGAUAC
Messenger RNA from Onychostruthus taczanowskii (white-rumped snowfinch), 1861 nucleotides. It is a transcript of the gene FAM131B, whose product is annotated as family with sequence similarity 131 member B. The record is from RefSeq and is a predicted model, not a curated record. The transcript is spliced from 10 exons. Lineage: Eukaryota; Metazoa; Chordata; Aves; Passeriformes; Passeridae.